UGUGUGAACAAUAGCAAAUCUCACUUAAAACUUCGUAAUAUAGGUUUCAAAAUAUAAUAAUAAAUAUUGUAUGUUCAAUUGGGUGAACUUGUAUCAAGCCGCGAGACAUGUGAUCGAAUUGAUAUUCAAAUUAUUUUUGGGUACGUCCAUCGUCCACCCCUAUCAAUAACAUCGAUAACAGCGAAGUUUGUUAUUGUCCGUCUAGGCGAUUGCAACGCAAUUCAGUGUUUAAAUUUUUAAACAAAGAUUUUCAGUGCCUAAGGAAGUUAUAGAUUUAGUGUUACAUAUAUAAGUUAGGUAAACAUGUUCUCACGCAAAAGGCCAGAGCAACCUAAGCGCCGACAGCACGAUUUAUCACAGUUCGGUUUGACGGAAAUUCCAGAUGACUUUGAUCCAAGCGCUGGCUAUGGAGAUGAUGAUGGAGGUGAUAGCGAUUUGGAGGCUGAGCUGGCGGCUAUUACCGGGGGCGGUGGCCCAAAGCCCAAAGCAAAGUCCAAGCCGAAAUUAUUGCCCAGCAGCGAUUUAGAUAAAAUGAUUGCGGAUAGCUUGCGUGAUGUCAGCGAUGAUGAUGAUGAUGAGGCAUUAGAGAACGAUAGCGACUUACUUGGUGAACUGCAUGGCAUAACAGGCGUGGAGGAAGAGGUGGAGGAACAGCCAACUCCGACUGCAGCAGCUUCUGAGGAAGCAGAGCCCGUGCAGACGUUUUUGCCUACUACUACAGUUGAUACAUUGUCCAUCAUCAAACAGCGAUUGGAUAUGUAUAAACAAGCUGAGGCGAAUGCCAAGGCUGCCGGUGAAUCUGGAAAAGCUCGACGCUUUGCCAGAGGUUUGAAAACGUUGCAGGAUUUGCUGAAACAGUCGGCAGCAGGCAAAAGCAUCAAUGUCGAUGACAUUCCACCAGAGGUGAGCGUGAAGCCAGUGGGCGGAGAGGGAGGAACGGCAGUUGCUGCAACCGAAGCCCAACCAGAGGAACCAGAGCAACCAAAGCUGCCCACACGUGCCGCUCCAGCGCUACCCACGCCGACCACGCCUCCAGCUUCAGUGGCAACUGCAUCUGACGCGCCCGCAAAUCCUCUGGUCUCUCAAAUGCGCAGUCGACAAAGCGAAUACAAGGCAGCUGCAUUGCAGGCCAAGCGCAGUGGAGACAUAGCUGCUGCAAAACAGUUUCUGGGCGUGGUCAAGCAGUUCGAUGUGGUGGUGAAGAUGUGUGAAGAUGGCCAGGAGGUAGAUCUAAGUGAUAUGCCGCCGCCGCCUGGGGAGUUUCUAGCAUUUAUGGCCAAAAUGCAGGAGGGAGCAGCAGCAGCAGCAGCAGCAGCAGCACCAGAAUCCGAGCCAGAGCCUACUCCAGCUGCAACUCCUGCUGCUCCGCCAGCCGCUGCAGCUGAAGCCACAACAAUGCUGGAGGCACUGCAGCAACGUUUGGCCAAAUACAAGUCUGUGGAGGAGGCUGCCAAAGCAGAGAAUAAUACAAGCAAAGCGCGUCGGUUUGGACGCAUUGUCAAGCAGUACGAGGAUGCAAUAAAGCAAUACAAGGCUGGCCGACCUGUGGCUUAUGAGGAGCUGCCAGUGCCGCCAGGAUUUGGACCAUUGCCCACAGGUGAAUCAGCACCUGCUGCAGCCACAGCUGCAACUCCACCUGAUCCAACACCCCCAACAUCGCCUGCCACAGCAAGCACCACACCUGGCAGCUCAGCCGCAGCUACGCCCACAGUGGCAAGAAAAGCGCCAACGCCUCCACAGCCAAAGGAGUUAACCACACGCACCUCCGGCAAUCAUCAGAAAAGUAAUCUAGCCGAGCAGCAAAUGAAAUUGUUGCUGGAGCGCCAAAAGGAGUUCAAAGUGGCGGCCCUAGCUGCAAAGAAAGCGGGUGAGAUCGAUCAGGCCAAGGAAUAUCUUAAGAUCUUCAAAGGAUUCGAUUCACUGCUAAAUGCGGCGAGCAGCGGCCUGCCCGUGGAUCUCAGCACGCUGCCUGUUCCACCCUCUCAACGCGACAACUUGGAAGCAUCCUUUGCCAUUGUCUCAACCGAAGACUGUGAUCCAAAUGAUGACAUAUGCGAGAUUGGUGUGCGCAUCGAGGAGCAGCUGGCCAAGCAGCUGAUGAUGUGCAAGAAUACACGAGACCAUCACAAAGCCAUGGGCGACAUAGCCGGCAUGAAUCGAUUUGAGAAUCUCGCAUUGACCGUGCAAAAGGAUUUGGAUUUGGUGCGCUAUUCGAAGCGCAAGAAUCAAACACUGCCGAAAUUCCAUUAUGAGAAACGUUCCUUUAACAUUGUCCAUUGCAACACGGAUCUGACGGACAACGAACUAGAAAUUGUUGUUGUGCGGGGCAUCAACUACAACGUGGCCAAUCCCAAGGAUGUGGACACCUAUGUUCGCGUUGAAUUUCCGUUAUUGAAUGAUGAAGCCUUCAGAACGAAAACGAAUGUGAUCAAGGAUACGGACAGUCCCGACUACGACGAGCGCUUUAAGGUGGAUAUCCAGCGCGGCAAUCGUCAAUUUCAACGUAUCUUCAGAAGACAUGGCGUCAAAUUCGAGAUCUACUCGAGAGGCUGCAGUAUUGAUUGUUGUGGACUAAGUCGUAAACUGCCCAUAUGUUGUUUCAGAGGAUUUCUACGAUCCGAUAUAUUGAUUGGCACAGUAAAUGUGAAGCUGCAGCAGCUGGAAACCAAGUGUGAUAUACACGAUACCUACGAUCUAAUGGAUGGUCGCAAACAGGUGGGCGGCAAGCUGGAGAUCAAGGUGCGUGUACGUAAUCCCAUAUUGACUAAACAAAUGGAGCACAUCGAUGAGAAGUGGCUAGUCCUUGAUGCCGAAGCCUGAGCACAGCCGAAACUGGAUUUCUCCCAUUAUAAGAUCAUCACACAAACGACUGGUCAUAUUUCUAUAUAUAUAUAUAUAUAAUAUCUUGUACUUUAAUGCA
Messenger RNA from Drosophila hydei, 2920 nucleotides. It is a transcript of the gene l(2)gd1, whose product is annotated as coiled-coil and C2 domain-containing protein 1-like. Gene Ontology annotation, cellular component: nucleus. The transcript has 6 exons. The record is from RefSeq and is a predicted model, not a curated record. The coding region runs from base 304 to 2820 and encodes 838 amino acids. Gene Ontology annotation, molecular function: DNA-binding transcription repressor activity, RNA polymerase II-specific; RNA polymerase II cis-regulatory region sequence-specific DNA binding. Lineage: Eukaryota; Metazoa; Arthropoda; Insecta; Diptera; Drosophilidae. Gene Ontology annotation, biological process: regulation of transcription by RNA polymerase II.